CCGCUUUCACAGUCACAGCUAGACUCAGAAGUCAUGGGCACGUUACAGUCAGGAGGCACUGAAAACAUUUCUGACUACACAGGUUAUCAGGUCUGCAAUCUCAACAGUGUAAGGUCAUUCAGCCAAAUCUUCCUGCCCAUCCUCUAUAGUAUUGUCUUCUUUGUGGGGUUUAUUGGUAAUAGUCUGGUGCUAUGUGUGCUGUUCAAAUAUCACAAAAGAUCAAAUGUGACAGAACUGUGCCUUUUCAACCUAGCACUUUCGGACCUUCUCUUCCUUAUCUCACUGCCUUUCUGGGCUCACUAUGCUGCUAUUGCUAAGUGGAUCUUUGGCAGCUUCAUGUGCCAUGCAGUGACAGCACUCUACAUGCUGGGAUUCUAUGGGAGUAUCUUCUUUAUGAUCCUUAUGACUGUACAUCGGUAUGCUAUUACUGUCCAUGUGCAUACGUCCCACUACUUAAAGCAGUGGUCUGUCAGAACUGGCACACUGGUAAUGUUGUUUAUGUGGGCACUUAGCUUAGGAGCCUCCCUACCAAACAUAAUUUUCUCUCAAGUGAAGAAUGAAUCAGAUGGAUGGACUUGCGGGGUGACAUAUCCAAAUGGGACACUAUGGAAGUCAUUCUCUUACAUUGAGCUAAACAUCCUCGGCUUGAUCAUUCCUCUGUCAGUAAUGGUGUUCUGCUACUCACGUAUCAUCCCCAUCUUGAUGGCUAUGAAAUCUCAGAAGAAACAUAAAUCUGUCAAGCUCAUCUUUGUCUUAGUCACAGUUUUCUUCCUCUUCUGGACACCCUACAACAUUGUCAUCUUCCUGAAGCUCCUGCAAAACUAUGACUACAUGAACACCUGUAAGUGGCAUCAGGACCUGGACAUGGCUAUGCAGUGGGUGGAAACAUUAACAUUUAUUCACUGCUGCCUUAACCCAAUAAUCUACACCUUUGUGGGACAAAAAUUCAGAAUUUUAUUUCAAAAGAUCCUAAAAGAGUGGUUUCCUUUUUGCUUUGGCCAGGAUCCGACAAUUAUGAGUAAUUUCUCAGACAGAAAGAGCUAUAUGUCCUCAAAUUCUCAUAAAACCACAUGUGAAAAUAUUGUGUAGCCUAAACUGUGUAAGUGUAGGAGAUGAAACAUAAGUUAACACGACAGAAUUAAAGCUGAAGCUGCCUUUGCAUGUUAUCACCAAAGCUCAAA
Messenger RNA from Clarias gariepinus (North African catfish), 1181 nucleotides. Its product is annotated as C-C chemokine receptor type 2-like. Gene Ontology annotation, cellular component: membrane. Gene Ontology annotation, biological process: chemotaxis; G protein-coupled receptor signaling pathway; immune response. NCBI's taxonomy places the organism in Eukaryota, Metazoa, Chordata, Actinopteri, Siluriformes, Clariidae. The transcript is spliced from 2 exons. The coding region runs from base 34 to 1089 and encodes 351 amino acids. The record is from RefSeq and is a predicted model, not a curated record. Gene Ontology annotation, molecular function: chemokine receptor activity.